Molecule: messenger RNA, 1008 nt
Organism: Brassica oleracea var. oleracea
Lineage: Eukaryota; Viridiplantae; Streptophyta; Magnoliopsida; Brassicales; Brassicaceae
Product: zinc finger CCCH domain-containing protein 64-like
Exons: 5
Coding region: 388-894 (168 amino acids)
Biological process (GO): mRNA splicing, via spliceosome
Cellular component (GO): post-mRNA release spliceosomal complex
Molecular function (GO): RNA lariat debranching enzyme activator activity
Source: RefSeq, a predicted model, not a curated record
GUGCAGAGAAGCUGUAGCGAUUUCGCCAAAACUCUCUCUCUCUCUUUUGUUCUGUUGAACCCGGGAUUACAGAGAAUCCCGCCCGUGUUUAAACCCUCCGACGAGCUCUCCGGCAGCCAUGUACGGCGGAGGUGCGUUUCUUCUUCAAACCACGAAUUCUCCUUCAAGCGAGUCCAAUCGGUCAGCAAAUCAGCAGGUCCAUUCGAUGCACUAAUCUGCGUCGGCCAAUUCUUCCCCGAUUCACUGGAGCUUUUAGACGAGUUUCUGGAUUACGUCGAAGGCCGAGCUCAGGUCCUGAUUCCUACUUACUUCACCGGAGACUACGGCGUCUCCGCCCCUAAAAUCCUAUCCGCGACCUCGAAGAAAACUGAGAAUCAAGGGUUUAAGAUGGACGGGCUCGUGGUGGCACACAACUUGUUUUGGUUAAGAGGAAGUGGGAAGUUCACUCUUCAUGGUUUGUCUGUUGCUUACUUAUCUGGUACGGAGUCAUCUGAUGGUCAGUUUGGGAAGUACAGUCAAGAUGAUGUUGAUGCUCUUCGUGCUCUUGCUGAUGAUUCUGGAGUUGUUGAUUUGUUUUUGACUAAUGAAUGGCCUGUGGGAGUCACGAACAGAGCUGCGGAGUCUGAUAUUCCUGCAGAGGUUUCUGAUUCGUCUUGUUGUGAUUCCAAUGUUUCUGAAUUGGUGAAGGAAGUUAAACCUCGUUAUCACAUUGCAGGUUCGAUGGGGGUGUUCUAUGCCCGUGAACCUUACUUGAACGUUGAUUCUAGUCAUGUAACUCGCUUUCUUGGCCUUGCUCAAGUUGGAAACAAAAACAAACAGGUGUGUUCUUUGAUAGUUACUCUUGUCCCAAGAGCUUGGUACUUAUUGGUCACACCUAACACUCUUGGUAGUUAGCUUUAAUUUACUUAAGUGCUCAAUGCUUGGUAGAGUCUAGUAUCCAAGUUUUCAAAUUUUUGAAACUUAAAACUUUUUAUUGGUUCUAUCAUUGGAAGAUUUAAAACUAAACAA